Messenger RNA from Mesoplodon densirostris (Blainville's beaked whale), 2479 nucleotides. RefSeq names its product chromosome 2 C1orf159 homolog (gene C2H1orf159). The record is from RefSeq and is a predicted model, not a curated record. NCBI's taxonomy places the organism in Eukaryota, Metazoa, Chordata, Mammalia, Artiodactyla, Ziphiidae. Bases 97 to 1014 code for a protein of 305 amino acids. The transcript is spliced from 9 exons.
AGGGCGGGGGGUACGAAAGAGGAACCCGAAGGGCGCGGGGGCCCCGGACCGAGGGUCUGCCGGGCUCCAGGAGGGCCAGACCCUGAGCUCCGGGACAUGGCGCUCCAGCGCGCCGUCCUCCUGGCCAGCCUCCUGGUGGAAGUUGCCAGUAGAUCCUCAGGAAGUGCGGGCCAGCAGCCCAAGUGUUGUGUGGACGUGGUGGACACCAACGCCACCUGCCCAGGCACUAGCCUGUGCGGCCCAGGCUGCUACGGGCACUGGGCCGAGGACGGGACCGUCAGCUGCAUCCGCUGCAGGAACGGAACUCACAACAGCUCCGAGUGCAGAGGCUGUAUGUCCCCCCGCCCCUCCCCCUGCCUGCUUCUCACCAAGAGUCCACACCUCCUCCAAGUUCUGGAGGAAAGGGUGGGAGUUCUCGUCGUUGUCCCCACACCUGGGCCACUGUCCCUCGGUGGACACCUCCCGGGAGCCCUCUCCCCGAGUCCUCUUGCCCCCAGGACAGCUGUGGGUUGGGGGCUGCUCUGCCCUCACGGCCACCUCCCUGUCUCAUUUCCGGCCCACUUGGGCUGCACCUCUGGCUCCCCAGGGGUCCUCCGCGGGGCCCCUGUGCCUGGUCCAGGACCUCACGUGGGUCUGGGCGGCCUGUGGAGCCGCCGCACUGACUGCUCUGCUGCCCGCAGUCGCUGCCCGGGGCGCACAGGGAUGCCCGGGCGGCCGAGCUUUGGGGGCCCCCAGGUGGCAGCCUCCCUCUUCCUGGGGACGUUUCUCAUCAGCUCGGGCCUCAUCCUCUCCGUGGCCGCAUUCUUCUACCUCAAGCGUGCCAGUAAGCUGCCUGAUGUCUUCUAUGGAAGAAACAAAGCCCCCGGCCUGCAGCCUGGCGAAGCUGCCGCGAUGAUUCCCCCACCUCCAUCCUCAGUGCGGAAGCCGCGCUACGUCCGGCGCGAGCGGCCCUCGGACAGGGAUGUGGGCCCCACUGCCGUCUCCUCCGUGGAGGCCCGGGUGAGCAACGUCUGAUCCCGUGGCCCAGCCACAGCCCCGCGUGCUGCUGAGGGGGGGCCCACACGAAGGCUGGGCGCUGCCCAGCGAGGCCUCAGGACAGGCCUGCACGUGGCCCUGGCUCGUCCCUCUCCGGCCACAGAUGUGGAGUGCGAGCCGCCUGCCCGCGGGCCUUGCUCACCGCACACAGCUGCUCAGCGUGACGGACCCGGGGCAUCACUCCAGCCUCCGUCCCUGAGCCGCGUGGGGUCCAGGCUCCUUGGAGAGACAACCUGCAGGACCCGGGCGCUCCUCCGCCUUGGAGCCCGUGGUGGGCAGACCCCCUGCACCCGCUCUGGGAGCAGUGAGGCCGAGGCCUUCGGGGGGUCCGGCCGCAUCCACACACAGGCAGUUUGGGGCCUGCAAACCGGCCCCUGGGCUCAGGCGCCCGCAGGGCUGUCCUGCACGGCCACAGCUGCCCGUUUCCAUGCACUGCAGGAGUGAUUCGUCUGGUCUCCUGCUGACUCUUUUCUGUGUUUAAGCAGAAAGCAUUUUGUGUAGAAGUCCAAGAGGCACGCUGCCCUCAUCCGCACCCUGCCUGGGCCCCAGGCACUGCAGGUCCUCAUCCACCUUGGGACUGACACUGGCCUGAAGCUGCUGGAGGUCAAGGCCCCCCAGGGACGUGUCAACCCGGGGCCACGUUUACCUGUGACUGCCGCCUGGACUGGCUGUCUCGCUGGACCUGCUGGGGGCCGCCCUGGCCGGCCGGCCCGUCCCGCCGCCCCCGCCCCAAGACAGCAGCCCGUGUUCCCUGCCUCGGCCCGAUGCGGAGGGACGGCUCUGGGUUCCUGUGGAAAUGGGGGAGCGUCGGGGUGCCCACUGAGCAUGGGCAGGGUGCUGCCUGACCUCCCCAGAGCCUCCACGGGGACUGACGUUUUCUCCUCCGGUGUCUGGUCCACGUCUGCGGGGCCCACGGCAGGGCCUGUGUGGCCAGCCUCCUGCUUUCUGCACUGGGGUUCCCACUGGGGUGUUUGUGGUUUAUGGACACGAGCUCGGUCGCCAGGACGUGAACGAUGACUGACCGGCAGCCGAGAGGGGCGGCCGCUGAGAUCAGCGUCAAUAAACCACUCAGGCCCUUCUCGCUGGCCCGAGGUUCACCUGCUCCUCAGCACGGGGGGAGCCUUGCUGCCGAGCCCUGCCUUGCACUGGGGAGGGCGGGGAGCCCUCAGCCCUCAGGACCUUAGCCUUGGGAGAACGGGGCUUGUCCCAAGCUGCCUCAUGAGAGCAGGACUCCCUGGUGGCCCCCAGCCGUCAGGACUGAGAUGGGAAAGAGUGUGGGUGCCCCCUAGGGGGGCUUUUCUGUAAAGUGACUGGGCCCAUGGGGGAUGUGAAGUCACGAGUGACUGCAGGCCCCCGUGCAGCCAGGGCACCCAUGGGGCCUCUCGGGGAGGUCACCGUGGUGCCCGGCUCACAGCCCCCAGGAGGAAGCUACACGUGGGUACAG